UACGCUUUUUUUUCCGGCCGUCCUCUGGUUUCACGGCAGGGGUGUACGUACCGGUGACAAUCUGCGCUCGAAAAAUGAGCGCAGUGACAUGAACGAACUCCAGGAACUAUCCAAGUCAAACCUGCCCAUUUGAGCAAAUUCAAGAUGGUUUUGGAAAGCGUUUCCAGGAUAAUCAAAGUCCAGCUGCCGGCCUACCUCAAGAAGCUUCCGCUACCGGAGACGAUCGGUGGAUUUGCAAGGUUAACAGCACAACAUGCAACCGCCUCAGUCUGUCCUAACCACCAAGUGAUGCACAGGCAUGACAGUCCUGGGCUAGAAGUGUCAGAGUGGCUCCGGUUGCUGCCUCUCCUGGGAAUCUUGGCUUUGCUGGGCUAUCUGACCAUUCGCCCAUUCCUGCCUAAGAAGAAGAAGCAGAGAGACAGCCUGAUCAACCUGAAGAUCCAGAAAGAGAGCUGCAGAGUGGUCAAUGAGAUAGACAUCGAGGACCUCAACAGCGCUAAUAUGUGUUACUGUCGCUGCUGGCGUUCCAAAACUUUUCCAGUUUGUGACAACUCACACUUGUUGCACAAUAGGCUAACUGGAGACAACGUGGGACCGCUCAUACUCAAAAAGAAGAUACUAUAAUUGACCGCAAAUGGGAGUUGACCUCUCCCUUUCCCAUCUUUAGUUUUCAAUUCUUAACAGUUUGUAAUUUUGUCCAUUUUUUUUUUUUAAGUUUUUUUUUUUAAAUUUUGAUCUUGCCUUGGUGUCAUGUUUAUGUUGGUCAGAAAAAGUAACUUCCAGAGUCUUUUAUCUGAAGUGGUCCUAACACAUAAAAACAUGAAUUUCCACAAU
Molecule: messenger RNA, 834 nt
Organism: Xiphias gladius (swordfish)
Lineage: Eukaryota; Metazoa; Chordata; Actinopteri; Istiophoriformes; Xiphiidae
Gene: cisd2
Product: CDGSH iron sulfur domain 2
Exons: 4
Coding region: 145-624 (159 amino acids)
Biological process (GO): regulation of autophagy; autophagy of mitochondrion
Cellular component (GO): mitochondrial outer membrane; intracellular membrane-bounded organelle
Molecular function (GO): 2 iron, 2 sulfur cluster binding
Source: RefSeq, a predicted model, not a curated record